AUGGCCGGCAGGAUCCAAGAUCUUGAUGUCCAGCUCGAGGCCCUCUUUUCGAUGGCGGUAGCUCAUAUGGAGUCCCAAGGGGUAAACGUCGAGCCAACUGAGAACACAUCAGCGGCAGGACCAGACAGAAAGCGGAGAAAGCUAUUUCAUGUCUAUCAACAAAUCAAGCAGCUUUUGGGCGAUCUACGUGUACGUGAUGAAGCCGAUCCAACCUUCCCCGAAGACCCAGCCGGGCCGAUUUCCCAACCUGAACCCGUCAGUAGUGGGGAACCCGGAACAAGUGACAGAGGCGAAGACAGAAGUGAAGCCUCGUCUGGCCUGGAUGAUCACCGCCGUGACCCGAACUUUGAGCCUUCUGAAUCCAGUGACGAGACGAGCCAGUUGACCGAUGCUCCCGAAAUGAAUGACUCUGGGGAGAUAUCCGUACAAGACUACGACAGCGACAACGACUACGGUCGUAAAGGCACUCCCGAGGAGAUUGACAACGCGUUGCUCAUUCCGAUCUUGGGGAAAGUGACUGGAUUCUGCCAGAACUGUAACGAGAGGCCUGCCCAGACGGUCUGUUACACCUGCGGUACUGAUCGAUUUUGCGAUUUUGAAUGCUGGGAGUUAUCUCGCGGAAAUAUUUUCAGGCACACAUGUUCCGAUGUUGACCUGCCAUGGCCUGCCUGCGAUUUUAUGCAAGAAAUCGCCCAUGACAGCUUACCAUUGAACAGAGAUCAUUUUGGGUUCUCUAAAUGCCGCUCACUGGACGAGGAAUCGACCUUGCUCGGCCUUUACCGCCACCUUUACCUGUCACAUGGCCUUAACGUAUUUCAACUCCAUCAAUGGUGGGAGUCCAAGCAAUUGUAUAACAGUAUUGUCAAAACCUUCACCAGGCGACCCCAUCGUGCGAAUUACACAUAUGUGUCCUGGUUCAAGAGACGUGGUAACGCUCUAUUCUCUGAAGAAGAAAGAAGUGAAGUACUCAACUUAAAUCUCUUCGAGUAA
This is a messenger RNA of Clonostachys solani, 990 nucleotides long. NCBI's taxonomy places the organism in Eukaryota, Fungi, Ascomycota, Sordariomycetes, Hypocreales, Bionectriaceae. The record is from the annotation of a GenBank genome assembly.